AUGGCCAUGAUCCUCACCACCCUCACUCUGGUUUUGACCGCCGCGGUUGCGAACGCCGCGAGCACCCCUGCCUCUCCGUUCUCCAGCCUGCACCGGCGCCAAGCCACGCAACAGGUCGCCGUUGCAUGCGGUCCGCCCGCCAACAGCCAGCCCUGCGCCUGCCCCAUCGACAACAACUACGACACCGGCGUGCUCAUCAACUAUUUCCCUGGCUACCAAUGCGCCUACCCUGGUGGUGCUUGCACCUGGGGCGACAAGGACGGUGUUCUGCAGAAUAUCCAUCAGACGAACUGUCCCUCCGUCGCCGUCUGCCCCGACUCCGGCUGCGCAUGCCCGAUCGACAACAAUGGUGACACCGGUGUCCUGAUCAACGAGUUCACCGGCUACCAGUGCGCUUACGCCGGCGGUGCUUGCACCUGGGACUUCGAUGGUGUCCUUCAGAACACCCACCAGACGAACUGUCCCACCCAGGAGAAGUGCGUCGCCCCCGCAUAA
This is a messenger RNA of Punctularia strigosozonata HHB-11173 SS5, 495 nucleotides long. RefSeq lists its product as uncharacterized. Lineage: Eukaryota; Fungi; Basidiomycota; Agaricomycetes; Corticiales; Punctulariaceae. The record is from RefSeq and is a predicted model, not a curated record. The transcript has 3 exons. Bases 1 to 495 code for a protein of 164 amino acids.